Molecule: messenger RNA, 561 nt
Organism: Colletotrichum spaethianum
Lineage: Eukaryota; Fungi; Ascomycota; Sordariomycetes; Glomerellales; Glomerellaceae
Product: N-alpha-acetyltransferase 30
Exons: 2
Coding region: 1-561 (186 amino acids)
Biological process (GO): N-terminal peptidyl-methionine acetylation
Cellular component (GO): NatC complex
Molecular function (GO): protein-N-terminal amino-acid acetyltransferase activity
Source: RefSeq, a predicted model, not a curated record
AUGGACGUUUCCAACAUCACACAUUUCCCCGCGAAUCUGCGAUAUAUCCAGUAUGAACAUGGUCUGGAGGCAAAGUAUCUCCCUGCCAUCCGCUCGCUGAUCGCGAAGGACUUGAGCGAACCUUACAGCAUCUAUGUCUACCGAUACUUCCUCUACCAAUGGGGCCACCUGUGCUUCAUGGCAUUGGAUCCCGCAGACUCAUCUCUCAUUGGCGUCAUUGUAUGCAAGCUGGAAGUCCACUCAUCACACUCGCCGCCAACGCGCCGCGGGUACAUCGCCAUGCUGGCCGUCGCCUCCCCGUAUCGCGGCAAAGGUAUCGCCACGGCCCUCGUCAAGAGGGCCAUUGACGCCAUGGCUCAGCGGAAUGCCGACGAGGUCGUUUUGGAAACCGAAGAAACGAACACCCAGGCCAUGCGCCUGUAUGAGCGUCUAGGCUUCCUGCGCUCUAAAAAGCUGCACAGGUAUUAUCUCAACGGAAACAGCGCCUACAGAUUGGUCCUGCUGCUGAAAUCUAUCGACCCGGACGCUGUUCUUGAGGACUCUGACGGCCAGUCUCCGUGA